Molecule: messenger RNA, 210 nt
Organism: Eptesicus fuscus (big brown bat)
Lineage: Eukaryota; Metazoa; Chordata; Mammalia; Chiroptera; Vespertilionidae
Gene: GNGT2
Product: G protein subunit gamma transducin 2
Exons: 2
Coding region: 1-210 (69 amino acids)
Biological process (GO): G protein-coupled receptor signaling pathway
Cellular component (GO): heterotrimeric G-protein complex
Molecular function (GO): G-protein beta-subunit binding
Source: RefSeq, a predicted model, not a curated record
AUGGCCCAGGAGCUCAGCGAGGAGGCGCUAUUGAGGGUGGAGGUGGAGCAGCUGAAGAAGGAAGUGAAGAACCCGAGAGCUCCGAUCUCCAAGACAGGAAAGGAAAUCAAAGAUUAUGUGGAGGCCCAAGCAGGAAACGACCCUCUCCUCACAGGCGUCUCUGAGGACAAAAACCCCUGCAAGGAGAAAGGCACGUGUGUGAUAAACUGA